Hibiscus syriacus is the source of this 513-nucleotide messenger RNA. Its product is annotated as nifU-like protein 1, chloroplastic. The record is from RefSeq and is a predicted model, not a curated record. Gene Ontology annotation, molecular function: iron-sulfur cluster binding; iron ion binding. The transcript has 4 exons. Gene Ontology annotation, biological process: iron-sulfur cluster assembly. Gene Ontology annotation, cellular component: mitochondrion. Lineage: Eukaryota; Viridiplantae; Streptophyta; Magnoliopsida; Malvales; Malvaceae. Bases 1 to 462 code for a protein of 153 amino acids.
AUGUGUGUCGUCGAGAAUCAAGUCUUUACAAAACCUCCUGUGGAUACACUAUCGACCCUUUAUGAGGAUUGUAAUUACGGGUUGGGGUGUUACAUUUUGUCCGUCGAAGACGGCGACGUCUCUCUCAAACUCCUAGGAGCAUGUGAGAGCUGCCCUAGCUCAACAACUACCAUGAAAAUGGGGAUCGAAAGGGUUUUGAAAGAAAAUUUUGGGGAUGCAGUCAAGGAAAUCCGGCAAGUGUACGACGAUGUAGUGAAGGAAACAACCGUCGAGGCAGUGAAUCGUCAUCUUGAUAUACUGAGACCAACUAUCAAGAAUUACGGUGGGAGCGUUGAAGUAUUUUCCAUUGAUGGCGGGGAAUGCGUUGUGAACUACACAGGUCCCGAAUCGAUUGGAUCGGGAAUCAAAGCCGCCAUUAAAGAGAAGUUCCCAGAUAUCACCAAUAUUUUAUUAACCUCAUAAAGCUUCAUUCUUUAUAUCAGAAGCUGAAAAGUUUUGAUCUUUUUAUGUGCG